Messenger RNA from Phoenix dactylifera (date palm), 3477 nucleotides. The record is from RefSeq and is a predicted model, not a curated record. Lineage: Eukaryota; Viridiplantae; Streptophyta; Magnoliopsida; Arecales; Arecaceae.
CUUGUUAGCACUUGAUCUGCGUGCUAGUUCGGUUUGGCUGUUUUUUGGUAUACUGGUGGUGUUUUGGGUUCCAACGGAGGUGGGAGUAGCUAGAUUUGAUAAAUAGGGAAUUUUGCUCCAUUUUUUCCAGUGCGCCCGUUCCUUCUUGUUGGAAUUGGAUUACUGCAUUCGAUAAUAGUUCUUGAAGUGUAGCUUUUUGUUGUUCUUUUUGUAUACAUUGGGUAUCUUGGGAAGGGCCCAGCAGCAGUAGCUAAUUGAAUAAGGAUGGAAUUUGGCUUCUCUGAUUGAAGUUGUUGUUUCCAAACUACCAGAUUUUUUCGUGCUAAAGGGAAUCCGUGCGUUUGAUUCAAUUGGAUUAAUAGUUCUUGCCAUGUGGAUUUUGCUUUUUCUUUGGUGCAUUGGGUAUAUUCAUGGUCAGAGUUUUUUAUUAUUUUUCCCCUGGUGGAAUGCUUGAUUGUGCUUGGAUUGAAAUGAGGAUCGGAAUAGGCUAGAUUUUAUGAAGGUAGAAUUUUGGUUUGACCUAUUGUCAUCAUUGCUCAAAUUGCAGUAUCAUCUUACAUAGGUAGAGAACUCUUUCCAUUUGCACCAAACCUUUUCUCCUCUUUUAAUAACAUUUUUGUAUUUAAUUGAUGUAAUAAUUCUCACACUAUUGUUGUCUUGCAAUGCUUUUUUUUGUGCAUUUUGGUGUCUUGAAGAGGACUUGCCAUCAAAUUUUAUCCCGGUCGAAUAUUUGAUAGGGUUUUAGUUGUCUGAGUGGGUGUUAUUCAUCUAAUCAGAUUGAGAUGGAGGUGGAGAUGUGCUAGAUUUGAUGAAGGUGGGAUUUUGAUGUGUCUGCUUGAUGUUGCUAGUUCACAGUUUAUGCUACCAUUUCGAUUUCUUUCUAGGAUCUAAUGGUGAUGGCUCAACAAUUUUCACAAUUUGGUCUAUUACAAAGUUUUACGGCGAGGGAUCUGGGCAUUUGCUUGGAAGUUAUCUUUCGGAAUGGUUCAUGUCUGUUUGUGUUGUUACCCAUGAAUGUUUGUAGAUUUCAUAAUGAAAUUGGAUAAGAAAUUCCUUUAAGGGGGCCACUGUCAGUGUGAUCUGGGUUCAGCAUGUCUGCCUACUUAUUUUGGUGUACUUGAUAGGUUGUAAAGUCAACAUAUGAGUGCUGCUUGUUCUUUGAAGUUGAUGAUUGAGAUUGGUUUAGUAGACAUAGAAACAAUUUAGGUUGUAAGCCUUGUGUGGUGAAACUAACAUUCUUAUCAGGUGACUUUGCUCUUAGCCAUAGCUGAUAAACUUUUUCUGUGUCUUAAACUAGCAACUUAUCUUUUGACCUAUUUUCUGAAUGAUUGGAAAGUCAUCUGUUCCACUUUAGAUUGUCCCCUAUUAGCUUAUCACAUUAGACUUCAGUGGUGCUGCUAGUUAUAUAACAUGCUCACCUUAGUCCUAGAUGGCUCAUGGCUGCAAGACUAGUAUAGCUUAAUUUGGUAAAAAGAUCUAAUAAAUUUUUAUUUCCUUUUGAACCUUUAAUACUACUAAUAAUGCACCCUUAGGUUCCUAAUUAUGAAAUUUGUUACUAGAGAACAAAUAGGUUGAGAUUCUUUACUUACACAAUAAAAAAUUUAGCAAAACUUAUCGUUUCAAAAUUCAAACAAAAGUAGUGCAAAAUUCAUCUGAUAAGAGAAAAAGAUGCAAAUGUCAGUUGUUUAGAAUGAGAACCACAAUUAUUGGAAAAACAAUCCACAAGCAUAAUCUGAUUCAUCACCAUGUAGGUUCCAAAAUUGGUAAAUUUGACUAUAGACAUGAUGGGCAAUAUUCUAUAGAGGCUAUGGAUGGCAUGGUUGAGUUAUUGAGGGCUGAUGUCUAGCGGAUCCAAAUAAAACAAAACUAGCAAAAGGAGUUAAGGGUGGGAAAUAGAAUUUGGGGUUUGUUGAAUCAAUACAAACAUGAAGGGGUAUGAGGGAAAGUAUAGAAGAUUCAGGAGAAGAGGGAAAAUAAGGGAGAAGAGUCAUUCAAAGAGAUAGAUGACACAAGGAUGAGAUGUUAGAGAGUCAUGGAGGGUUCAUGGUUCUGACAAACUGAAAAAUGAGUGGAGAAAAGAAGAAAGUGUAGAGGAAAGAGAAGAGAAGUCUCUUGGCUAGCAAAUGUUGGUUUAUUUUAAUCUGUUUUUUCGAGAAAUGGUUUAUUUCUUUCUACUUAUUUGAAGAGGGAUUUGUUCCAGUGGAAGAUCAAUGCAAGAUUUUCGAAUGUGCUGACCCAAUCACAGUCUUCACUUACAUAGUUAAUAACUUUUGGUGGUCUCUGAAUCCUUUCUCUAUACUCUACAUAAUGAACUUAUCACUUGGUUGUUUUGGAUGUGUGUUGACUGUCAUUUUUCUAACAUACGAAUGUCCUUUUAAUUCACUUUUGAGGUGAAGUCUAACCUAUACCAGAUAUCACUCUUCGUUCAUUGAAGAUUUUAGCUGCUGAGAUGCCAGGAAACUGCUGAUAGAAUUAUUAUAUCAUAGGAUCGAGCUAGAAGGGACAUCCCAUGAUGCAGGACUGAAGAUAUCAUCUCCUAAUGUUGUUGGGGAGCAUGAUUUGUUGAUUGUAGGGCCAGGCAUACUUGGUCGUAUGGUAGCUGAGAAGUGGCAACAGGAAAAUCCAGGGUGCCAAAUCUUUGGACAGACGAUGACUACAGAUCACUAUGAUGAAUUGAUAAAAAUUGGAAUUAUUCCUUCUCAGAGGGGAACUAUAGCUUCUCAUCAAUUUCCAUAUGUUAUAUUCUGUGCUCCUCCAUCACGAACUGCAGAUUACCCUGGUGAUGUUAGAUUGGCAGCAUCAAACUGGAGUGGUGAAGGUUCUUUCCUGUUUACAUCAAGCACUGCUGCAUAUGAUUGCAGCAAUAAUGGUUUUUGCGAUGAGGAUUGUCCAGUAGUGCCGGUUGGUAGAAGUCCUCGGACAGAUGUGCUUCUAAAAGCAGAAAAUGCAACUUUGGAAGCUGGGGGCUGUGUUCUGAGACUUGCAGGGCUUUAUAAAGCAGAUAGGGGUGCCCAUGUUUAUUGGUUAGAGAAAGGAACUGUUGAUGCUCGUCCAGAUCAUAUACUAAAUCUUAUUCAUUAUGAGGAUGCUGCUUCCCUCUCAAUUGCCAUCAUGAAAAAGAAGCUCCGGGGUAGAAUUUUCUUGGGCUGUGACAAUCAUCCUCUCUCCAGGCAAGAGAUAAUGGAUUGUGUGAACCAAAGUGGGAAAUUUGACAAGAAGUUCCAGGGUUUUACAGGCACUGAUGGUCCUUUAGGGAAGAGGAUGAAUAACUCCAGAACUCGUGCUGAAAUUGGAUGGGAACCAAAAUACGCAAGCUUUCCUGACUUCGUAGGGCUAGCAGACUGAGUUUGGUUUUUUGCUGUUUCAUUCCAAAUUUAUUUUUUAACUGAGAUGAAAUGAAGCUGGUGACAUGGCAUUGAAUGAGUUUGAUGAUUAAAGUUAUAAUAAAACUGAGAGAAGUCAACACCUUUUUAGUUC